ACACACUUUAGAUAAGGACAAUUAGUCACCAGCGAGACCCUGUAGGAAGAGAGGUUUAAAUCAGAGGGAUUUAAUGAGGGUGCUCUGUGCCUUUCCUGAAGCCAUGCCCUCCAGCAACUCCCGCCCCCCCGCGUGCCUAGCCCCGGUGGCUCUCAUCUUGGCUCUGUUGCUCCAUCUCUCCCUUUCCUCCCAAGCUGGAGACAGGAGACCCUUGCCUGUAGACAGAGCUCCAGGUUUGAAGGAAAAGACCCUGAUUCUACUUGAUGUGAGCACCAAGAACCCAGUCAGGACAGUCAAUGAGAACUUCCUCUCUCUGCAGCUGGAUCCGUCCAUCAUUCAUGAUGGCUGGCUGGAUUUCUUAAGCUCCAAGCGUCUGGUGACCCUGGCCCGGGGACUUUCACCUGCCUUUCUGCGCUUCGGGGGCAAAAGGACCGACUUCCUGCAGUUCCAGAAUCUGAGGAACCCGGCAAAAAGCCGUGGGGGCCCCGGCCCGGAUUACUAUCUCAAAAACUAUGAGGAUGACAUUGUUCGAAGUGAUGUUGCCUUGGAUAAACAGAAAGGCUGCAAGAUUGCCCAGCACCCUGAUGUUAUGCUGGAGCUCCAACGGGAGAAGGCAGCUCAGAUGCAUCUGGUUCUUCUAAAGGAGCAAUUCUCCAAUACUUACAGUAAUCUCGUAUUAACAGGUAAGGCUAUUGGCUUCGGCUGGAAUCUUAGAGCACUGUAG
Messenger RNA from Lipotes vexillifer (Yangtze River dolphin), 724 nucleotides. Its product is annotated as inactive heparanase-2-like. Lineage: Eukaryota; Metazoa; Chordata; Mammalia; Artiodactyla; Lipotidae. Gene Ontology annotation, biological process: extracellular matrix organization. The transcript has 3 exons. The record is from RefSeq and is a predicted model, not a curated record. The coding region runs from base 74 to 724 and encodes 216 amino acids. Gene Ontology annotation, cellular component: extracellular matrix.